AUGGCUGACAAUCGUCGCCCUCGCGUCUUCCUUGAGGUCCAAAUUGGAAAGAAGAAUGAGGGUCGCAUCGUCCUUGAGUUGUUCAAUGACAGCUCCAUCUUCCACCGAGUGAUCAAGCAGUUUAUGAUCCAGGGUGGUGACUUUACUGCCUUCAACGGUACCGGUGGAGAGUCGAUUUAUGGCGAGAAGUUCGAAGAUGAGAACUUUGAACUCAAGCACGACCGUCCCUUCCUGCUGUCGAUGGCCAACUCCGGCCCCGGAACCAACGGCAGCCAAUUCUUCAUCACCACUGUCGAGACCCCUCACCUCGAUGGCAAGCACGUCGUCUUUGGCCAUGUGAUCAACGGCAAGAGUCUGGUGCGGAAGAUUGAGAACAUGCCCACUCAGGCCGAUAAGCCGACUACGGACGUGACCAUCGUGGACUGCGGUGAAUUGACAGGCGAAGAUUACGAGAACGCGGACAAGAAGGUCGUGGACAGCACUGGUGACCCUUACGAAGAUUACCCCGCUGACUACGACGGGGAAUUGAAUGCCUCCCUGGUCUACAAGAUUGCUUCGGAACUCAAGGACCUCGGUAACAAGGCCUUCAAGAAUGGCGACACUCAACUCGGUCUUGAGAAGUACCAGAAGGGUCUCCGCUACCUCAACGAAUAUCCCGAACCGGAGGAGGAAGAUGACAAGGAGCUCGAAGCCCAGAUGAAGGCUCUCCGCUUCACCUUGCACUCCAACUCCGCCCUUCUGGCGAGCAAAGUUGGCCAGUAUAAGGAUGGCAAGACCUGGGCCACAUACGCUCUGGAUACCGCUGCAGCGGCGAACGCAAGUGAUGCCGACAAGGCCAAAGUGUACUAUCGUCGCGCAGUGAACCAGGUCGGUCUGAAGGAGGAAGACGAGGCUCUCAAGGACCUGGAGGAGGCACGGAAGCUCGCACCGGGCGACGCAGCGAUCAUCAACGAGAUCGCUAAGGUUAAGAGGAUUAUCCAGGAGGCGGAGAGGAAGGAGAGGGAGACGAUCAAGAAGUGGUUCUCGUGA
Rasamsonia emersonii CBS 393.64 is the source of this 1029-nucleotide messenger RNA. Its product is annotated as Peptidylprolyl isomerase. Gene Ontology annotation, molecular function: protein binding; peptidyl-prolyl cis-trans isomerase activity. Gene Ontology annotation, biological process: protein peptidyl-prolyl isomerization. Gene Ontology annotation, cellular component: intracellular membrane-bounded organelle. The transcript is spliced from 4 exons. The coding region runs from base 1 to 1029 and encodes 342 amino acids. Lineage: Eukaryota; Fungi; Ascomycota; Eurotiomycetes; Eurotiales; Trichocomaceae. The record is from RefSeq and is a predicted model, not a curated record.